CCGGGCACCCAGUUAUCUGUUUCGAAUGAGAGACAACUGCAGAAAGCACGUAAAAAGUUCUUAGUUGGCGUAUUGAUCAGAAUUUGAUCCGUUGCUGUCGAUUGAGACUUUUGACUUAGAUUCUCUUGAGCGUCGAAGUCGUCUUUCAUCAUGGACAUACCAAUCCUUCCAGCUUUGAGCAGAGACGGUGAGCGUCCCAUUGACUACAAGGCUAUUAUGAAGAAGAAAGUUUGUGAUGAUAUCGAUCAGUUCUUCACCAAGGCUGAACUGAGCACCUUGUCGGAUUAUGAAAAGCUACGGCUACGAAACAUGAGGAAAAACUACGAGAUGAUGGCUGAAUUAGGUUUACCAGUCAUCAAACCUGACUUCAUGCGAGGACCCAAAGGAAAGAAGAAGCGGGUAAAGAAAGUUGUUGAGGACUCUGACAGUGAUGAGGAAUGGAUACCAGCAUCAAUGGAGGAAAA
This is a messenger RNA of Haliotis rubra (blacklip abalone), 464 nucleotides long. RefSeq names its product protein SSXA1-like. The transcript has 4 exons. Lineage: Eukaryota; Metazoa; Mollusca; Gastropoda; Lepetellida; Haliotidae. The annotation marks the transcript as partial. Gene Ontology annotation, biological process: regulation of DNA-templated transcription. The record is from RefSeq and is a predicted model, not a curated record.